This is a messenger RNA of Mobula hypostoma (lesser devil ray), 2974 nucleotides long. RefSeq names its product tubulin folding cofactor C (gene tbcc). Gene Ontology annotation, cellular component: cytoplasm. Gene Ontology annotation, molecular function: tubulin binding. Gene Ontology annotation, biological process: tubulin complex assembly; post-chaperonin tubulin folding pathway. Bases 95 to 1138 code for a protein of 347 amino acids. The transcript is spliced from 2 exons. Lineage: Eukaryota; Metazoa; Chordata; Chondrichthyes; Myliobatiformes; Myliobatidae. The record is from RefSeq and is a predicted model, not a curated record.
CGAGAGGCAGUCCAAUCAGAAUUACCAAUACGAGGAGGCGCCGGCUGACAAUCGGACCAAUAAACGUUGCUGCAGCGGGAGUCAAGGAUCCCAAAUGGCGCUGGUGGGGGAGAGUGAGAAGCCGGAGCAGUUAGCGGAAGAAAUCCCCGAGUAUGACCGGCGGAAGGAGAGGAUGGUGGAGACCCUGCAGCGACGGGACCAGGAGCGGCAGCAGGGCGUGGAGCGGAGGAAGCUGGCCAAAGACGUGAUGGCGGUGAAGGAGGAGAAGUCCAACUUCUUCAGCGCGGCCUUCUCGGAGGAGAGGUCGUCAAUAGAGGCGCUGCUGGCGGGCUGCGAGGGCGCCGACAGCGCGGCACUCGCCCACAGCUUCGAGGAAAUCGCCCAGAAGAUACAGCGGCUGCAGAAGUUCGUCAACGACAGCAUGAUGUUCCUGUCGGCCUACGAGCUGCGCCAGGCCCAGACCGCCUUGCAGAAGUUGCAGGCGGCGGUGGUGGAGAAGCGGGAGGAGUGCCUGCCCAAGAAGAAGUUCGCAUUCAAAUCGCGCAAAAAAGAAAACGUCGGCCCCAGGGAGGCCAAACCCUCCUCCCCUUGUGACGGGAGCACCAGCCAGCCCAGGUUGAUCGAGCAAAACCUCUGCGGCUACUCGGACGCUGACUCGCAGGUACUGGUCCGCUUGGCAGAGGAGAUCAGCGGCAAGGACGUGCUUUUAACCAGGCUGUCCAACUGCGUAGUUAAGCUCCUCGGCUCGCCCAACACCCUGCACAUCAAGAAUGUCACCAAUUCCAAGGUGUUGUGCGGACCUGUCUCGACCUCUGUGUUUAUUGACCAAUCUGCCGGCUGUACAUUCGCUUUCGCAUGCCAGCAACUGCGAACCCACAACACUAAGGAUGCAAAGGUGUAUCUGCAUGUAACCAGCAGAGCCAUCGUAGAAGAUUGCACUGGAGUUUCUUUUGCACCGUUUAACUGGACGUAUGAAGGCAUCGACAGAGAUUUUGAACAGGCAGGGUUAGACAGAACAAAGAACAAUUGGAACGCUAUUGACGAUUUCAACUGGCUUGCGUCUGAUCAUUCUCCUAACUGGAGUAUUUUGCCGGAGGAAUCUCGAAUAACUGAUUGGGAUGAAAUCUUAGCUCCUUGAUUGUGCCUAUUAUGCCCAAAGUUGGUGUUCAUUGACCAAUCGCAGGAAUUGAUACUUGAUUUCUGCCGUGUACUUGAAUAAAUGCAAAAUAAGCCUUGUGACGGAAAAUCCGCUAUUUAAUUUUUUUGGCCAAUUUUAUUUAAAAAAUAUUGUGGGUUAAAUGUGAUCUUGAAUAGUUGGCAUGCUAUUUUCUGUAUGUGAGAAUGUUUCAUCCACUGUACCUUUGUCAGUGUUUUGUUCUCAGUGUUUGCACUUCAAUUUGAAAAUGUUUUAUUGUUGAAGUAGAUUUCAAUUGAAACAAAGUUAAAACACAUUUCAGAAUGCAUAAGAUUAACGGAUAAAAUAAAAAAAGAACAAUCUUGAACUGGCUUGGUUUGUUUUUAAAUAACAACUAAUAAAAUCCAUAGGCUUGAAAUUGAACUUCCAUUGGCCUUUAAUUGUAAACAGUGUACUACUAAUUUUGUGCUUUAACAUUGGGAAAACAUCCAAAAUAAUGGUGGUCUACUGCCCUAUUAAACUGGGGAAUGUUAACAGCAUUUGAAAUGUAUUUUUAAAGUAGUAGUUAUCUUUAGCUAUGAUGGCAGUAAUGGUGUGGUAGCUGACAGGCCAUGCUCAGUUCAAAUUCCCUGCUUUCCAGAUAGAAUUCGUAAUGGAAUUACAGUUGUCUUAAGUCAAUUUAUUGUUUGUUUCAUUUUCAAGUUUAUUGUCACUUAGCCAUAUACAACCAAAUGAAACUGUGUUCCUCCAGACCAAGGUGCACAACACUGUAAAUAUAACUCAAACACAAGCAAUAUUGUCACAAAUUAGCAAAUAACAAGGUGCGUUUAUGACGCAAGUUUAAAAAGUUAACAGUACUGGCACUUCAUAUGUGAUGAGACCUGGGUGCUGACAGGGAGUUCAGUAGUCUCACAGCCUGGGGGAAGAAGCUGUUUCCCAACUUAACAGUCCUUGUUCUAAUGCUGCAGUACCUCCUGCCAGAUGGAUCAUUGACAAUGCUAAGGGCCCUGCAUACGGAGCACUCCUCAUAACUAACACUAUUUGGUGAAAGAGAGACUGUGAUAUUCCCCUCAGCAGUUCUCUCAAUCCUUUGUAGGGACUUGUGGUCAGAUGCCUUGCAAUUCCCAUACCGGACGGUGAUACACUGGUCAGCACACUUAAAGUGCUCUAUUGAACAAAGUAAAGUGUGGUCUAUAUUGAACCUAUCUAGCCAGGUUGUAAGCCACAGUAAGUGCAAGUUGGAGGAGAGGAACAUUAAACUUAGCCCAAGAAGAUUUCUACACUGUCAAUGGUAUAAAUACAUAAUAUAAACCUGAAGCACCAAUGUCAAAAUAAUUUUGCAUCAAAAUUAAUUAGUGGUAAUUUUAAUUGUACAAAAUAUUACCUUCAAUCUUUUAUCUGUCUUGGUCUCGUAUGCUGACAGGAACAUAAAUAUGCAUACAAUGCAUUUCUUUAAAUCAGUCACAGUGGAGGUGUGGAUAGGUAACUUUCUUUAGUGAUUUGGGAUCAAAACAGGAAAGAUGUCCCAUCUGGGCAACAGCAUCUUUUUUUCCGUUAAAAGUAUUUCAGAUACUGGUUGGAAGAAUUACUUGUUAUGAAUAUGAGUGUAAGGAAUGCCUCUUUACUGUCUGUUAAACUCAUGCAACUUUGUUGUCUUGAUAUAGAUUUAUUCCGAGCUCACAGUCCACAAUGCAAUGAUUGGAGGAGUUGAUAUGAGUAAAUGUAAGUGCUCCGUAUAAAGAGCAACGUUGAAGGGAAGUAUCUGGUGGACGGGGUCCCAUUCAGUUGCUGCAAUCCGGCUUCCCCUCGACCCUGUAUCCAGCAGCAGAUCACCAAUAA